AUGAGAAAUACGAUCAAUGUUUCCAAUGGCGUAAAUGAAACUCAGUAUAAAAAAAUACCAUUAUCUGAUGUGAUGGUUACGAAGAAAACAAACCUCUUUUGGGGACGUAAAUGGAAGACCCCUGAUAUCAUAAUGGGUAUAGCAAUUAUUACUAUUCAUUUACUUGCAGUUUUUGCACCAUUUACGUUCACUUGGGAUGCUUUUUUUGUUGGCUAUGGAAGAGUCAUGUUGUGUGAGUUAUUUGGUAUAACUCUCUCGUAUCAUCGUAACCUAACACACCAUAGUUUCAAACUACCCAAGUGGCUCGAAUACAUCUUUGCUUACAUUGGAGUCCUAGCCUUCCAGGGGGAUCCAAUAUUUUGGGUGAGCACCCAUAGAUAUCACCAUCAAUAUGUUGACACCGAGAAAGAUCCACACUCUCCCAUCUUCGGAUUUUGGUUCAGUCAUAUGGGAUGGAUGUUUGAUAGUGGCUACAUCAUUGAAAAGUAUCAAGAAGGUAAAAAUGUAGAAGAUUUAAAGAGUCAGAAAUUCUAUAGGUUCCUUAACAGAACUUAUGCAUUUCAUGUAUUAUCAUUUGUGGCCCUUGCUUAUGCUGUCGGUGGAUUUACCUACCUCGUUUGGGUUGUGGGUGUUUCCACUGUAUACAUUCACCAUGCAACGUUUUUAGUGAACUCGGUUUGUCACAUAUGGGGAAAUCAAACAUGGGACACUGGAGAUCUUUCCAAAAACAACUGGUGGAUGGCGUUGAUUACUUUUGGUGAAGGAUGGCAUAACAACCAUCAUGCAUUUGAAUAUUCAGCUCGACAGGGGUUAGAAUGGUGGCAAAUCGACUUUGGUUGGUAUACGAUAAGGUUUCUUGAACGAGUAGGGUUAGCCACCAAUGUUAAGUUGCCAACUGAAGCUCACAAACUCAAGAAAUCGUUUGUUGCACAUGAGUAA
Molecule: messenger RNA, 939 nt
Organism: Cynara cardunculus var. scolymus (artichoke)
Lineage: Eukaryota; Viridiplantae; Streptophyta; Magnoliopsida; Asterales; Asteraceae
Product: palmitoyl-monogalactosyldiacylglycerol delta-7 desaturase, chloroplastic-like
Exons: 5
Coding region: 1-939 (312 amino acids)
Biological process (GO): lipid metabolic process
Cellular component (GO): endoplasmic reticulum membrane
Molecular function (GO): oxidoreductase activity, acting on paired donors, with oxidation of a pair of donors resulting in the reduction of molecular oxygen to two molecules of water
Source: RefSeq, a predicted model, not a curated record